CACGGAAGUUCGCUUCCUGAUCUAAGGAGAGUGUUGUCACCUUGAGACUCCCACCAUUCACCCUGAUGAGUGCAAUUGCCACAAGAUCUUGAGUGCAAUUUCAAAAUGGUAUUGACCCAAGAGCAAGAGGGAGAUGACAGGAAAAGCCACAUUCAUGGAUACCAGUAGAGCAACCCACAACAACUCCCAAGCGAACCAAUUCGUGGGUAGACACCAGAAUCCAAAGACAAGAUGACGACUCCCCAUCAUCGGCAUCCCGUUCAUUCCCACGCCAAGGCCACCAGCAGUGAUGGCAAUGAUGCCGCGACACUCGAAGAAGGACCUGCAGCAAAGUCCGAGGCAUCCCCGUUGGUGCCAUCCAAAAGCAGGACGAGUGCCUGGCAACAUCACGAUCAUCUUUCCAUGAUGGACGAGGGCGUAGAUUCAGAACAAAAGCAGUCCUUCAACCUCUGCGGCAAGUGGGUGAUGAGACCGCAGCUUCUACCAUAUCGCAAGGAAUGGUGGAUGCUAGGUCUGUUACUUAUAGUCGGCUUGGCUGUUUGGGGCUAUAAUGGCAUCAGUCCUCAUCUAAAACAACAUCCUCAUGGAGUUGUCUUUGUCGAAGACGCCAAGGAAUAUCGGUUGGAUUUGCCACCGGAUAAGGACGAUGGCACUGCUUCCCAGGAUGAAAAUGUACCUCUGCAACUAUGGUUUCGUGUCUGGGGUCGGGUCGAUGGAACUGGCAUUCCCCUCUUGUUUGUUCAUGGAGGACCUGGCAAUGCCAUUGCAGACUAUUUUGGCAAUUCCAAUCAACGAUUCUUUGGGAGCAAAAGUGAUCCUGCCGAUGAAGAUCCAUUCCAAUUCAUGGUCGUUGAAGUUGAUCAACGCGGCACGGGUAACUCCCAACCCAGCAUUCGUGACGGGUGGCAAAACAUGAAGUAUUACGAAGACAUUAGCAUUACCAAAAUGGUGGCUGACUUUGAAGUCGUACGCAAGUUUUUGGGCAUUGACCAGUGGCUAGUCUGGGGUGGAAGUUUUGGUUCCACCUUGGCCAUAUACUACGGUGAAUUGUAUCCAAACAGUUGCUUGGGAUUGGUGUUGCGGGGCAUUUACUUGGACACUGCGGAAGAGGUUGGAGUGGUUUAUGCCAAAGAAACCUAUGUGGACAAUCCCAAGCGACUGCAUGAAUUCAAUAUCCUCUACCAGUAUGCGGCUGAUUACGCAAACGACAAUCAACACGGCAGUGACAAAGAACCCCUCGACCCCAACGACGCCGAGCGAAUCCUCCGUCUUUACGCCGAAAUGAUCACAAGUGGUGACAAAAUGGCUGCUUGGCAUUGGUUUGUCUUUGAAAACAACUUGAUGGAACUGGAUCCCAAACGGAUAUUGGAUCCUUACCACAUUCAUGAAAAGUACUACAGAGAAUCCCUAAGUGUUGCGUUCUUUGAAACCCGCUUGUGGCUGCAUGGAAGUUAUGAAUUUCCCACGUCCGAUUUGCUGGAUGAGACCAAGAUUCAACAGCUAACCAUGCCAAUGUGGAUUUGUCAAGGUCAGCGUGACGAAGUCUGUCCGCCACAAUAUGCCCGGAAGUUUCUCGAUGCGGUCGUCAAGGAGGAUAGGUCUCCUCAGGUGGUGGCGCGGUUUUUAAAUGCAACACACGAAGACACAGAUCCUGCCAUUGCAACCUGCUUGAAGCUAUCUCUGGAGGAGUUUGUUCAGCAUGGGUAAGAAGCAUGAGGAGAAAAACCGUACGGAUGCAUCGGCAGGACGUGCCAACAACAACGUGUCAUACGGCACAUACAUAAAGUUGCCAUUCUGUCAUGUUAGACCCGACCUACCAGGUUCCGGUCUAUAGUUGGUACAUGGGAGACCCUCAAUGCAGAGACAAACUUUCAUGACUACAUACGAUACAUGUAAACUAAACUACAAUAGACAGAUGAUAAAGAAGUGAUACCUUUGCCUAACUAGACCUUUAAAAAUCAGCAACUAUAUACA
Messenger RNA from Seminavis robusta, 1974 nucleotides. The record is from the annotation of a GenBank genome assembly. NCBI's taxonomy places the organism in Eukaryota, Bacillariophyta, Bacillariophyceae, Naviculales, Naviculaceae.